Messenger RNA from Zingiber officinale, 1125 nucleotides. RefSeq names its product putative F-box protein PP2-B12. Lineage: Eukaryota; Viridiplantae; Streptophyta; Magnoliopsida; Zingiberales; Zingiberaceae. The record is from RefSeq and is a predicted model, not a curated record. The transcript has 3 exons. The coding region runs from base 144 to 983 and encodes 279 amino acids. Gene Ontology annotation, molecular function: protein binding.
CGCCCGACAAAGCUUCAAACUUAAUGCCUAAUUCUGCUCAGUCUCAUAGGAACUAGUCAUUUCUCCCCUCCCCUCCCCUCUCUUACGAUCAAAGGAAACAAGUGGUCAUCGUCGAUCGAUCGGUUGUUCAGUUGAAUCAGGCAAUGGCAACAGAGAAAAGAGAGCCAUCCACUCGCGGCUUCUCCAAGCUACCGGAGGAGUGCGUCACCUACAUGCUCUCCUUCACUUCGCCUCGUGACAUCUGCAGGUUGUCGCUGGUUUCCAAGUCGUUCCUCGCCGCGGCACAAAUUGAUCUCUUGUGGGAGUCCUUCCUGCCUCCGGACGUGGCUGAGAUACUAUCACGCGCCACACAUCCGGUGGAUUACUCCUCCAGGAAGGAGCUGUACUUCCGCCUCUGCCAACCCCUCCUCGUCGACGAGGGCAAACUGAGCUUCCAUUUGGAAAAGUCAACAGGGAAGAAGACUUACAUGAUAUCUCCGGAAACCAUGUAUAUACCCUGGAUCCCUCAUCCUCAGCAUUGGACAUGGAUUUCUCUUCCACACUCCAGGUUUAGUAAGCAGGCAGAGCUUGUAUCUGUUUGCUGGCUCGAGAUUGUCAGCUCAAUAGACAGUCGAUUGCUCUCCCAAAAGACAAUGUAUACAGCAUACAUGAUCUACAAGUUAAAUCCCGAUUCAUAUGGUCUCGAUUCCAAUUCCCAAAAGGCCUCUAUCAAAUUAGGAGCUCAUUCACAAGAAAAUCGUGUCUCUUUGGAACCAGAUGAUGAAGAGGAUGAGGAGGAGGAAGAAGAAAAACAAAUACAGUUGAGAGAGGAUGGAUGGCUGGAAAUGGUGCUAGGCGAGAUUUAUAACGAUCAAGGCGAUGAAGGAGAUAUUGAGAUAAAGUUUCUUGACACUGAAGAACUCCAUUGGAAGAAAGGCCUUGUUUUCGCUGGCUUUGAGAUAAGGCCGACAAAAAAAAAGGUGGAUGCUAAAUUACUACGUUAAUUUGUUUGUAAACUCAAUUAAAUGCAGUUUUCAUGGUGUUCUGAUACAUUUAUAUGACGUUUUUCAACUAUCUGAUGAUGGUGUAUGGUUAUGAUAUUUGGCUUUAGAUGAAUGAUCAAAUGCUUCUCAUUUCUUGCUUUUA